CAUUCCUCUUGUGGCGCCAAACACCCCCGUCUUCCCGCGAGGGUGCGCAGGAUAAGCCAUGUCGCUCUGCAACUACAACACCGCGCGCACGAUAGCAACAGCGGAUGUCUUCCAUUUCCCCAACCGCCCUGGUUCUUUUCCAUCUUACCCCUGGCUUCCAAAUCCCUUGAAAUCCCCUCUCUCUUCUCCAAGCAGAAGCAGAGUCUCUCUCUGCUCUCGCCACCAAAUUCCCAAUUCGCCCCUGGAAAACGAGGAAAAUACGAAUCAGCCGGGGGAGAUGGAGGAAAAGAAGAAGAGAAUUUCGGAGCAGUCGUCGUGGGAGGCGAAGGAUUCCGACGGCCAAGAUUACCUGUACAGGCUGGGGAAAGAGGCGGAAAACAUGAACAUCGCCGUCGGUGCCAGGAAAGGGAUGAUCGAUGAUCUCUUCGUUGGCAAUUUCCUCGGAAAAGACUCGGAUAUAGUUUUCGAUUAUAGGCAAAAGGUGACUAGGUCAUUCGAGUACCUCCAGGGUGAUUAUUACAUUGCGCCUCUUUUUAUGGAUAAAAUUGUGUGCCACAUUGUAAAGAACUACGUUGCCCACCUACUCAACACCAAAGUUCCCUUAAUCCUAGGUGUUUGGGGAGGAAAAGGUCAAGGUAAAUCAUUUCAGACAGAACUUAUUUUUCAGGUGAUGGGAAUUGAGCCGGUGAUUAUGUCAGCAGGGGAACUGGAAUCAGAGAGAGCAGGAGAACCUGGGAGACUCAUACGGGAUCGGUAUCGAACAGCUUCCCAAGUUGUCGAGAACAAAGGGAAAAUGAGCUGUUUGAUGAUCAAUGAUCUUGAUGCUGGGCUGGGGAGAUUUGGAAACACUCAAAUGACAGUUAACAAUCAAAUUGUUGUUGGAACUCUUAUGAACUUGUCAGACAAUCCGACAAGAGUAAGCAUUGGGCAAGAUUGGAGAGAAUCAGAUGUCACACAGCGAGUUCCCGUCAUUGUAACGGGAAAUGAUUUUUCAACACUCUAUGCUCCCCUGAUUCGUGAUGGAAGGAUGGAUAAAUUCUACUGGCAACCAAACCGUGAAGACAUAAUAAAUAUUGUCCAUCGAAUGUAUGAAAAGGAUGGGAUAACUUGGGAUGAAGUUGUGAGCAUUGUGGACACGUUCCCUAAUCAAGCCUUGGAUUUUUAUGGAGCUCUUAGGUCCCGAACAUACGAUCGAUCAAUCUCCAAGUGGGUAAGUGAUAUUGGUGGUUACGAAAAUCUUGGGGAGAAACUUCUCAAACGAAGAAAGGAUGACAAGCUUCCUACAUUCAUUCCCCCAAAGCAAACGUUGGAGGCAUUACUCCAGUCAGGGCAUUCUCUCAUCAAGGAACAGGAAUUGAUAACAAACACCAGACUUUCCAAGGAAUACAUGAAGAAUCUCAAUGACUAGAAGCGAUGUCUGCUACAAACAUGGCUGCAGAAUGGAGCUAGGCAUUCAAUGAGGCAUGCAAGACGCUGCACAUGAUCUUCUCAAACCGUUAACGCUACUUUACCCCAAAGACAGGCCAGUUUAUUCAUCAAUCAUCAGAUGGGCCACACCUCUGUGUUGUAUCUGGACAUUGAAUUAAUUUUCUUUAGCCGCCUGUUCUCUUCAGGGCUCAGGUGAUGAGCAGCUAGGAUUGCAAAGUUGCCAUUGUAUGGCAUGUGUGCGCAUGAGUAGGCUACUCACUUGAGUCGCCUUUGUGUUAGGAUAUCCCUUUGGUUCCUUUUCUUCUCUCUACUGGUCAGACUACAGAAAAUGCAUUAUCCUGCUAUUAAACAAAUGCAUAAAACUGCCAAAGAUCAAUUUUUUACUAGUUAAAAGAAACAGGUUUCAUGGUAAGCCUAGAUUCGACAUCA
Magnolia sinica is the source of this 1857-nucleotide messenger RNA. Its product is annotated as ribulose bisphosphate carboxylase/oxygenase activase, chloroplastic. The record is from RefSeq and is a predicted model, not a curated record. Gene Ontology annotation, molecular function: ATP binding; ATP hydrolysis activity. NCBI's taxonomy places the organism in Eukaryota, Viridiplantae, Streptophyta, Magnoliopsida, Magnoliales, Magnoliaceae. The transcript has 13 exons. Bases 59 to 1408 code for a protein of 449 amino acids.